GGAGAGGUGGAGAAGAAGCACACCCAGCAGCAGAUCCCUCUUCUUUCCUGCAGGUCUUCUAAAUAAACAUCAGUCAGCUCUUCAUCGAGGAGAUGCAGCUCUUUCUCCUCUUCUGUCUUAUAUGCCUGAUGGCUUCUUCUGGCACUGGUCAAAGCCCAUGUCUUCCUGGUCCAAAAGGUGAAAAAGGGGAUCGUGGGCCAUCUGGUCCACUUGGUCCACCAGGUUUUCCUGGAUCACCUGGUCUGCCUGGAGUUAGAGGUGCACCAGGUCCUAAAGGGGAUCGGGGAGAUAAAGGAUACAGUGGAAUUCCUGGGGUUCCUGGACUCCCUGGGACGGCUGCAGUGUGUACACAAGAUCUCACUGAUUCCAGCUGCCCAGGCCUCAAAGCCUUACAGGACAGUGUGACUAAGUUACAGCUGGCCAUAACUUUCACUUCUGUCGUGAGAGUUGGUCAGAAGUACUUUGUCUCCAACAAACAGCGAGACUCUUUCUCCAAAGCCGUCGAGUUCUGCUCCAGCCGAGGCUUAGAGCUGGCUCUGCCGCAGAACGAGAAGGAGAACAACAUCUUGACUCAGUUCUUUGGGGACGGUCACAGAAUGGCAUGGAUGGGCGUCAACAGCAAAAAAGCAGAAGGGAAUUUCAGGGUCGAUUUGAAAAGGCGAUCUCUGACUUUUACGAAAUGGGGUGAGGGGCAGCCUGACCGAUCCAUCCAGGACACCGGCUGCACCAUGCUGAGAGAAGACGGUGUCUGGAGUCUGACACAGGAAUGCUCCCAAAGUAGUCUCAUCAUUUGUCAGAUAUAGAAAGUUCAGAGUCUCUCAGGUCCUGCAGUGAUACAAUGCUUGAUAAAUUUGAAGUACCUGAUCUUGGAUAUAGUACUAAAAAACCCUGGUUAAGAUUAAAUGUUUAUAUUAUGAUUAAACCUUCUUACUGUAAUAAAGCAGAUCCAGCAUCAUGAACGACUAAAUCCCAAAAAUAUGAAUGCCGGAUGUUAGCGAAAAUUUAAUGAAUUCCAAAGAAGUUGGGGAACUUUAUUGCAUUCUCUUUAUUACUGGACAUGUGAAUUUACUUUGUCAAAUACCAGGAAUUGCCCCCUCCCCCGCUCACCCUCUGAGUCCAUGUUGUGCAAUUGAUGCAAAACUGGAGAUCAGCACAAAAGAGUUAAUACAAACCAUCAGUAUGAAGUGAGGCUGCUUCAUGUCUUCUGCAUGCCUGUGUUUUCUUUUCUCUGUAGACUGUUGGUUCAACCAAGUACAUGGAGCAUUUUUAUAAAGGUAGAACCUGCUGUGAUAGCUGUAGCCUCCAUUGCUUUACCUGCCAUAUGGAUGUGUUGCAAACAUCACACUUUAUUUUCUAUAGUGUUCUUCUUACUCUACCCCCUGAGAUUCAAAACCAAAGAACAUUAUCUAAAGCAAAAUACUUUAAUUGUACGACACAGUAUAAUACAAAAAACAAUAUCUUUUCAAAUGGACAUGAUUUGAAAACAUAAAACAAUAAAGCAUGCAUUCAGCAGCCAUUUGCCUUCUCACAUUCUUUUAUUUGCACAUUUGCCAGAUAUGCCUAAUUUCUUCCAUUUCUUGAUGAUGGAUUUGUCAGAACAGGGGUAGUUCACUUCCCUGGAAAUGUUUUUGUAUCCACCCCCUGACUGAAACUUUUCAAUAACCUUUUCUUU
Molecule: messenger RNA, 1672 nt
Organism: Cheilinus undulatus (humphead wrasse)
Lineage: Eukaryota; Metazoa; Chordata; Actinopteri; Labriformes; Labridae
Product: mannose-binding protein C-like
Exons: 5
Coding region: 93-803 (236 amino acids)
Source: RefSeq, a predicted model, not a curated record